This is a messenger RNA of Paramuricea clavata, 3064 nucleotides long. Lineage: Eukaryota; Metazoa; Cnidaria; Anthozoa; Malacalcyonacea; Plexauridae. The record is from the annotation of a GenBank genome assembly.
GAUGCUGGUGACAUCGUGAAAGGAAACCUCAAGUUAAUUCUGGGUUUAAUAUGGACGUUGAUCUUGAAAUAUCAAAUCUCCAUGCCCAUGGGCGACUACGAAUUCGACGACGACGAUGGCAAGGCGGCCAAGAAGAAAGACCGUGGAAUGACCCCCAAACAAGCCUUGCUGGCGUGGGUGAAGAGCAAGAUGCCGCCGGAAAUCCCAAUGAAUAAUUUCACCACGGAUUGGAACGACGGCCGGGCCAUUGCGGCUUUGGUCGAUGCGGUAGAACCAGGACUCUUCCCUGACGUAGAUCCCGAAGAUUUGGAUCCCAAUGACGCCGUGAACAAUGCCAAGAAAGCGAUCGAGACUGCUGAGAAGUACCUUGGAGUUCCGCCUGUAAGUUAGAGCUGAUUCUUCGCUGGAAAAUUUGAUCCAUUUGGCUUUCUAAGUUUUCUAGAAAAUGUCCGCGCUUUUUCUGGAAUAUUUUCUUACUUUAGAAGCGUGCAACAUUUCGGAAGUUGAAUUUUUCCAAUCCAACUUUUUUUUGGUAUACAGGGUGUAUCAAAAUAAACGCAAUUCAUCUUUUGUGCUUAAUAACUUUCGAAAUACUAUUUCUAGUUAAACGCUUUUAGGCUUACUUCAAAGCCUGUUCUUUUCUCUUUCAAACAAACUAUUAUCCUUGUCUCCAGUGCUAGUAAUAAUUGCACAGGAAAAGAUUUAGUAAAACCUAUCAUUUUUAGUUGCUGUUUAAUUAUGCAAGUUUACUAUGUUAAUGUUUAGUCGGUUUAAAUGUUAGAAUUUUCUUCUUUAAACUUUAAUGCUGUCGUCACUACAUCUGGAAAACCACGUAAGAACAAAUUAAAAGUAUUUUAAAAGAGACCGGGUUGUUUGAAAAUCCUAAACAAAUGCUAAAAAUCGUCAAAACAUUCUGGUGUCCGAGCCAGAGUGUCAUCGAAUUGCGAUGUAAUGUAAACAGAAAUUAUAGCAAGUUGAUGUCAGUCAGCUUAGAUGGUCCAAGUCAAAAUUAGAUCGCAUUUGAAGUUUCAAACUGAGUUAAAAAUAGUGGAAGAAAAGCCGUAAUUAUACUUAUUGUUACGAUCCAUUUAAUAAAAUGCAACAUUUUUUUGUUUUAAUGAAAAAAUCAGUUAUUUUCAUGAGAGCGAUUUGUUAUUCCAUCUCAAUUUUUUUAAUCUCCAAUCGCAAUAAGGUAAAGUAUUAUUACCCGCGAACCAAUGAGUCAAAUUUAAGAAACAACCCACUGUUAGAAAGCUGAAUGGCUACGCUUUAAAAUGAAUGCAAGCUUUAACGUUUUCGUGUAUUAUUUGUUUAGCAAUUUACAUUUCAGUCGAGGAUUGCGCUUUUUUGAUACACCCUGUAUACGUAAAAACGCACAAGUCUGCAAACAAGUUGUUACAAGUCUGUUCAGAAGCUGUCGUCAACACACAUAAAAAUCUCACAGCUUAUCAACAAGAUGUGUUCGCAACAGGCUUGUAGCAAGCUUGUCGACAAGUUGUAAACAAUGCUGUUAUUUUAUCAAGUUGUUACAAGGUUGUCACUCAUAACUUGUUGAAAAAUUGGUGAGCAGCAGGACGAUAACAAGUUGGUGGAACAACUUGUAACAAGUCUGUUGAGCUCAAUAACCUUGUAGCAUGUUGCCAACAAGCCGCUGACAACUUGUCAACAAGCUGGGAACAAGCAGUGCGAACACACAUCCUGUUGACAAGUUGUUGGAACAGCAUUGCUUCAAGUCUGCUGCAGGUUUGUUACAACUUGUGCGUUUUUACGUCUGUAACUUUGUUCGUACCGCUUGUUCCCAGUUAUUGUAACAAAGUUUGGAACAAGUUGAUAACAACUUGUAACAAGCUUGGUGGCAUUAUUAGACUUGUUACAAGGUUGUUCUAACAAGUCUGAUACAGUCAUGACAUAACACGAAUGUUACAAGUUUGACGACACAAGGUUGUAACAAUAUUGUUAUAUCAUGACUGUAUCGGACCUGUUAGAACAACCUUGCUACAAGUCUGAUAUAAUAUCAACAAGGUUGUUACGACUGUUAACAAGUUGUUCCAAACUUGUUGACAACUUGGGACAAGCAGUGCGACCACAACUUGUUGAUGGCUUGUUGGCAGACUAGCUACAAGAUGUGAGAUUACAACCUUGUGUCAUCAAACCUUGUAACAUUCUUGUUAUAUCAUGAUUGUAUCAGACUUGUUAGAACAACCUUAAGACAAAAUCAUGCCAUCAAAAUUGUUACAAGUUGUCAAACUUGUUGCAACAACUGGGAACAAGCAGUGCGAACACAACUUAUCGACAGCUUGUGAACAUACCUGUAACAACUUGUGCGUUUUUGCGUGUGUAUAGAUUGUCCUAUCAUACGGCAGGACUAACAAUGUUUAUUUUUAAUCUCCCUAGGUCCUCGAUGCUGCAGAUAUGUGCAAUCCUAAGGUGGACGAAAUGAGCGUCAUGACUUAUGUUUCGUAUUUCCCCGAGGCCAAGUGCAAAGCUGGUGCCCCUCACCGACCACAGCUCCCCGCAGCGGCCAAGUGCUCAGCCGAGGGGCCAGGCGUCACCCCUGAAGGCCUUGUUGCUAAGCAACCUGCCCCCUUCACCGUGUUCACCGCGGGCGCAGGCAAAGGAACUCCCCAAGUUAACGUGUUUGGACCUGAACGAAGUAACAUCACAUGUGAAGUUGUUGAUAAUGGAGACAAGACAUUCUCGUGCUUGUACUCACCACCAGAACAAGGUAAAUCAUUGUCAAUAACAAUAAUAUUUUUACAUUUUGCAUUAUAUAUGUUUUGUGUGUUGUACUGCCCAUACAAUUAUUAACUGAUAUUUUGGAGAGCGACCUAGAAUUUUUGCGCAGUUAACAAUCAGCGCUAAUUAUGCUAAUUUUAUACUAUCUUUUCUCAGGUAUCUACGAUAUUCAUAUCAAAUGGAAAGGUCGUCAUAUCCCUAAAAGUCCCUUCCGCGUCAAGGUGUCCUCAGAUCUGGACUCGAGCAAAUGUUACGCUGAGGGGCCUGGCCUUCAAUCUGGCAUUAUUGAACAUCAAUGGACCAAUUUCACCGUGUUCACCAAAGGUGC